Molecule: messenger RNA, 1392 nt
Organism: Podarcis raffonei (Aeolian wall lizard)
Lineage: Eukaryota; Metazoa; Chordata; Lepidosauria; Squamata; Lacertidae
Product: lysozyme C-like
Exons: 4
Coding region: 806-1315 (169 amino acids)
Molecular function (GO): lysozyme activity
Source: RefSeq, a predicted model, not a curated record
CUAAUCCCUAGUGUAUUCCUAAUCUCAAUUAAUAAUAACUUAAUGACAUAGUCAACCUCUCCCUAUAGAGUUGGCAAAGUGGGAUAUAACUUGAAUAAGUGAAUGAAUGAAUCAUUGAUUCCAAUAGGGGCUGUUUUGGCAAAGAGGAUUUGCUUCUUUUAUUUCUCUAACUACUGAGAGAAAUAAAUCAAAAAAAUUUAAAAAUGUCCAGUAGCACCUUAGAAACCAACUAAGUUUGUUCUGGGUAUACCUGAAGAAGGGUCUGGUGACUUCUGUUUCAGUGUAUCUGAAGAAGUGUGCAUGCACACGAAAACUACUCAGUUGGUCUCUAAGGUGCUACAUUAUAAUUUUUAAAUUCUUUUGGAAGGAUUCUUUUAAACUUUCUUAGAUCAUAUAACUUUUUUGAAGACUUGAUUCUUUUAAGGGAAUUUUUAGGUUUUUAAGAAGAGUCUUUUUAACUAUCUUUUUAAAGAAUUGUUUUAAUUUAUUUUGACUGUAAAUGAGAAACAUGCUUUGUCUUUAGUUCCAGGGAUGUGACCACAAGGUAUCAGAUGCCUGAGAAGGGUUGGCUCAUUUGGACAUACUUUGAGAAUUUUUUUUAAUUUGCUCAUAUUAAAAAGAAAAAAAGAAAAGAAUCACGAACAUCUGUGAGGGGGCCACUGAAAGUAAUGAUUUCAGAAGAGCUACUUGAAGUAGGACUAACAGGAACCAACUCAUGAUGCAAUUUAACAUGGAUUGGGCAGCCUACAGUCCAAAGGCAGGGGCCAUAAAAAGCUGAGGCUCUGGACUUGAGAGACGUGCGGCAAUGAAGACACUUCACCUUCUGUCAUUCUGCCUGCUCAUGGUGGCAAACGAGACAAGGAAGUUUGAGGAUUGUGAAUUGUUUUACAAGCUGAGAGAUCUUGGGCUGGAUGGCUUUCGCGGUAUUGACGUAAAACAAUAUGUCUGUAUGGCUGGAUUCCCAGCUAAUUACAACACUGAAUACUACGAGACAGAAGAGGGUGUCCCACACUACGGGCUAUUCCAUCUGAGCGGCCAGGAAUGGUGCUUUAAUGAGAGGCGGCCCUCACAGAACAAAUGCAACAUUUCCUGUGAUUAUCUCCUCGAUGAUGAUAUUGCAGAUGAUGUAAGGUGCCUUAAGAAGGUUAUCACCGAGAAAGGGCUGGAGUAUUGGAGACAUUAUCAAGUAAACUGCAGCAGAGGAGCCCUCAGCAUUCUGCAUCUCUCAUGCUCUUAUUUUUUGGAAUAUCAGUCCUGGUUCAAAAACUUAGUAUUGUACGGGAAGAAAAAGGAAGUCCACAUACAUUUUAAUUAAAAAACUAACUGGGAAUUCUUUCAUUGUGUUUUAAGUCUCUUCCAAAAAGAAAUAAAAGUCAAUCAAUGAUAAAAGUG